Molecule: messenger RNA, 1244 nt
Organism: Fusarium redolens
Lineage: Eukaryota; Fungi; Ascomycota; Sordariomycetes; Hypocreales; Nectriaceae
Product: chaperonin 10-like protein
Exons: 1
Coding region: 130-1224 (364 amino acids)
Molecular function (GO): oxidoreductase activity, acting on NAD(P)H
Source: RefSeq, a predicted model, not a curated record
AUUGCACAUCCAGAUUACUCAACAACGCCGUGAUACUACCAGCAAUUAUCGCUGUGCACUCUGUGUAUAAAUCCUCUGUUUGAGCAACCUGUAUCGCCAAAUUUCUUUUUAUCCUAUACCAUCAUCAUCAUGGCUAACAUGAAAGCUCUCGUCUCUAACCGAAGCAUUGUCACCAGACUCAUCAACGCCUCACGCGCCAAGGCCAUCGGCGGCCAGGGCGGCCGUGUCCAGGACGAUGUCCCUAUUCCCACCAUCUCCUCCAACGAGAUCCUCGUCAAAGUCAAAGCUGUAGCCCUCAACCCUACAGACUUCAAGCAUCUAGACGUUAUUUCUCCCCCAAACUCCAUCAUCGGAUGCGAUUACGCGGGCGUUGUUCAUCAAGUGGGUGACUCUGUCAGGGAUAAAUGGAACGUCGGCGAUCGUGUGGCCGGCGCCGUCCACGGCGGCUUAUACCCUGACAAAGGCGCCUUCGCCGAGUAUUUAAAGACCGAUGCAGACCUGGCCUGGAAAGUCCCCGGAGGCGUCAGUGACACAGACGCAGCUACAUAUGGAGUCUCUGCUGUGACCGCCAUGCUAGUCCUCAAUGUUCAUCACGGGCUCCCCUUCAUCGAUACCAAACCUGCCACUCCCAAAGAUGAAGCCGUCUUCAUUUACGCGGGAGCAACCAGUGCUGGCCUAUACCAUAUCGAGCUCGCAAAGGCUGCUGGGUACACGGUAGUCACAACUGCCUCGCCCCGUUCAUUCCAGCUAGUGAAGGAGUACGGUGCUGAUGCUGUUUUUGACUACAAGUCACCAUCCGUCGCAGCAGACAUCAUCAAAGAGUAUCCCAAGAUCACAAAGGCGGUGGACUGCUUUUCUGAGGGCAAGUCAACGUCCAUCUGCGCCGCUGUGCUCAAGCCCAGUGGCGGCAAAGUGGUUACACUGUUGCCCAACGGCAAGUCCAGCACUCCUGGUGUAACUUACGAUCUUGUCAUGUCGUAUACGGCCAUGGGGCUUCCCUUUCAGUGGUUACCCCCAAUUGGACCCAAGUUUGAAGCCAGGCCACAAGAUCGUGCGGCCCUUGUUCGCUUUUAUGAUAUUCUACCACAAAUUACACAUAUCUUGAAACCCAUCCCGACUAUUGAGCUAAAGAAUGGCUUUGAUGGUGUGCUUGAAGGAUUGAAUAAGUUGCGGGCAGGCCAGGUAGCAGGAGGCAAACAGGUGGUUAGGUUUAAUACAGAAUAGUAAUAAAGGUAUUUCUUGUA